This is a messenger RNA of Mycena citricolor, 259 nucleotides long. Lineage: Eukaryota; Fungi; Basidiomycota; Agaricomycetes; Agaricales; Mycenaceae. The record is from the annotation of a GenBank genome assembly.
CAGUCGGGAGUGGAGCCGGUCGACCCCGAAAAAGGCCCAGAGUGGGUCUACCCCUUCCAAGAUCCCCAGAUCGGUUCGGCUAUGCUACGGCCUGCAGGAGCCGGAGUGUCCCCCGCUCCCUCAAUUCCGUUCCCAGUCACGACCGCGCAGCCGUCUUCACCUCCCAGCAUGUUCAGCAACCUGGGCUCUUUGAUGCUCGACGGCGCGUUCUUCGUCACCGACGUCGUCCCGCGGCAACUCUACCUGCACCUCCUCCUGC